GCGCCGAGGCUGCCCGUCCCCGCGCCCCCGCCUCCCCCUGCCCGGGCGCUGAGGCGGUUCGUUUCCCCCCCCCCGGUGAAGCCCCCCGGCCCGCUCGCACGCAGGGAGGCAGCGUGUGGUGGUGGGGGCUGCUCCGCCGCCGCAGGAUGCGCGGCGCUGCCGCGGGACGCCGGUUUAAACAGCAGUUCUGGGAGAGGAAGUCCCUGGCAAGGAUGCCAGUAACAAGCAGCUGGACAUGAUCUUUUCUGGCUUUGAAUAGCCAUGCUACUAUAUUGCCAAAAAUCAAGUGAAGCGAAUGUGUUUGUUUAUUCUUCGCUUGAAUUUGAAGAAGGUGGUAGCUUCAUAUAGUGCCUGAAGUUUCUAGAUGAUUUUAAUGGUGGAAGUUACAAAGUUCAGAAACCUACAGAAAUCAUCAUGAAGCUAUAUGUAUUUCUGGUCAACACUGGAACUACCCUUACCUUUGACACAGAACUUGCUGUACAAAAUGUGGCUGAUCUGAAACAUGCAAUUCAAACUAAGUACAAGAUUGCCAUUCAGCACCAAGUACUGGUUGUCAAUGGAGGAGAGUGUAUGGCACCAGAUAGAAGAGUGUGUAGUUACAGUGCUGGAACAGAUACCAACCCAAUUUUUUUAUUCAACAAAGAAAUGAUCUUGUGUGAACGUCCACCAGCUAUCCCCAAAACCACAUUUUCAGCAGAGAAUGAGAUGGAAUUGAAAGUAGAAGAAUCUCUAAUGAUGCCUGCAGUGUUUCAUACGGUAGCAUCACGGACACAACUUGCUGUGGAAAUGUAUGAGGUUGCUAAGAAGCUUUGCUCCUUUUGUGAAGGUCUUGUACAUGAUGAACAUCUUCAGCAUCAAGGCUGGGCUGCCAUAAUGGCCAACUUGGAAGAUUGUACAUACUCUUACCAAAAACUGCUUUUCAAGUUUGAAAAUGUAUAUUCAAGCUAUUUGCAGUCCAUAGAUGAUAUCAAGUUGAAACUUACACACUUGGGUUCCGCUGUUUCUAUUAUGGCCAAGAUACCACUGCUGGAGUGCCUAACAAGACGUAGUUACAGAGAGUGUUUAGGAAGACUGGAUUCUUCAGCUGAGCAUAAAGGGGAAGAAAGUGAAGAAACUGAGGAUGGGAAAUCUCCUGAAUUGGUGCUUUGUUCUGAUAUAUCUAAAGUGAACAAUAAAUCAAUGUUAGCCUCAUUUUGCAAGUCAGUUGAACGUACAGCUUUGGAACGCAGAGAUCCUGAAAAUGUAGAAGAUAAGGAAUCUGAUCAAAAUGCUGCUGUCCAGGACAAUGAAACAUCGGUAGAAUUGAAAGAUGAUGAUCAGCCUUCCUUCAAUGUUUCUUUGUUAGACUGGAUAAAUGCUCAAGACAGACCUAAUGAUGUUGAAUCUCUGGUCAGAAAAUGUUUUGAUUCUAUGAGCAGGCUUGAUCCAAGGAUCAUCCAGCCAUUUCUGGCAGAAUGUCGACAAACUAUUGCCAAACUAGAUAAUCAGAACAUGAAGGCUAUUAAAGGCCUUGAGGAUAGACUCUAUGCAUUGGACCAGAUGAUAGCAAGCUGCAGCAGACUGGUAAAUGAACAAAAAGAACUUGCUCAGGGAUUUUUGGCUAAUCAGAAAAGAGCUGAGAACUUGAAAGAUCCUUCUGUGCUUCCUGAUUUGUGUUUGAGUCAUGCAAAUCAGCUAAUGAUUAUGUUAACCAAUCACAGAAAACUGUUAGAUAUUAAACAGAAAUGUACCACUGCCAAACAGGAGCUUGCAAAUAAUCUACAAGUCAGACUCAAGUGGUGUUGUUUUGUAAUGCUUCAUGCUGACCAAGAUGGAGAGAAACUACAAGCAUUGCUUCGUCUUGUAACAGAGCUGCUAGAAAGGGUCAAGGUUGUAGAAGCUCUCAGUACUGUUCCUCAAAUGUACUGUCUAGCUGUUGUUGAGGUUGUGAGGAGGAAAAUGUUCAUAAAACACUACAGGGAGUGGGCUGGUGCUUUAAUAAAAGAUGGGAAACACCUAUACGAAGCUGAGAAGGCAAAAAGGGAAUCUUUUGGUAAACUGUUCAGGAAGUCUUUCCUAAGGAAUCGUUUGUUUAGAGGACUUGAUUCCUGGCCUCCAUCGUUUUGUACACGAAAACCUCGAAGAUUUGACAAUGAACUUCCAGAUAUCUCAUUAAGUGACUUGCAGUUUUUGCAAUCUUUUUGCCCUUCAGAAGUACAGCCAUUACUCAGGGUUCCCAUACUUUGUGACUUUGAACCUCUUCACCAGCAUGUACGUGCUCUGCAUAACCUGGUAAAGGCAGCACAGAGUUUGGAUGAAAUGUCACAAACCAUUACAGACCUGCUGAAUGAACAAAAGGCCUCCAAUAGUCAAGCAUCGCCACAAUCUGCUACCACACCAAGAAUAGAAAGUACAACAGGAACUGCAAUUGCUACCUCUUCAAGAACUCCUCCAUCACUGAGUCUUCAGGGUCCCCUGUGUCCUCCUGUGUGUCCCCCAGUUCCAUUAGAAGAAUUGUCUCCAGACAGCAUUGAUGCACAUACAUUUGAUUUUGAAACUAUUGCCCAUCCAAACUUGGAGCAAGUUCUUAAGCAAGGAUCAUUAGACUUGGAUUCAUUAGCAGAAAGUCCAGAAUCUGACUUUAUGUCAGCAGUAAAUGAAUUUGUAAUAGAAGAAAAUCCAGUAUCUCCUAAUGUAAUAAGUGACCCACAAAGUCCAGAAAUGAUGGUGGAAUCUCUUUAUUCUUCAGUUAUCAAUGCAAUAGACAGUAGACGUAUGCAAGAUACAAUUUCUUGUGUAAAGGACGUUUCAGUAGAAAAUGCAUCCCUCAGUGCUUGUAUGGAGAAAUGUAAAUUUAUUGCCCAAGAUUCAAAGGUACAUUUAAGAGGUAUAAAAGAAGAUCUUUGCCACUUUAGAACACUUGUACAAAGAGAACAGUGUGACUUUUCUAAUUCUUUAAAAUGCACUUCGUUAGAAAUAGUAAGUACUAUUGAGAAAGUAAAACUUUCACUUGAAGAAACACUAAAAGAUAAACAUCAAAAAGAAUUGCAGUCUUUGAAAAGUGAAUAUGAAACUAAAAUUAAUAAAUUAGUGGAGGAUAGUGAAGAAAGUAAAAAGAAGAUUAAAAAGUUAAAAGGGGACUUAUUAGGCCUUGAGGAAGUUCUUCAAAAUAAGAAUGAUGAAUUUGCAAUCGUGAAAAAUGAGAAAGAAGCUGUAGUUUGCCUUCAGAAUGAAAAAGACCAGAAAUUACUUGAAUUGGAAUGCCAAAUGGAGACACAAAAUUGUGAAAUUAAGGAACUGAGACAGUCACGCGAGAUAGUACUUGAAGACUUGAAAAAACUUCAUGUUGAAAACAAUGAAAAACUACAACUCCUGAGGGCAGAACUUGAGAGUUUGGAGCAAAGCCAUUUAAAAGAACUGGAAAACAACCUACAAGCCAAGCAUUUACAGGAAUUUGAGAAGGUGCUAGCUGAGCACGAGGACUGUUUAGAUAAAUUAAAAAAAGAGAACCAGCAUAGACUUGAACAAAUGCAGGAAUCUCAUGCUGUAGUUAUGCAAGAGAAACAAAAACAAGUAGAAGAGUUACAAAUCAAGGUUUCAGAUCUGUCUGAUUUGAGGUGCAAAUUAGAAGUUGAACUUGCCCUGAAAGAAGCAGAAACUGAUGAAAUGAAGCUUCUUUUGGAAGAAAGCAGAAACCAGCAACAAGAGACACUAAAAUUUCAGAUUGAGAAGGAAACUGAAAACUUAAAAAAGGAGAUAGAUAAAUUAAACAAUAAAAUACAAAUUAACAGUGAUGAAUAUCAAGUGGGCCUGUCAGAACUAAGGACUCUCAUGACGAUUGAGAAAGAUCAGUGCAUUUCUGAGCUAGUAAACAGAUAUGAAGAAGAAUCAAAUUUGCUUAGAACUGAACUAAAUAAAGUAACAAUUCUUCAUCAGAAAACUUCUGAGGCAGAAAAAAGACUUUCAGUGCAAAUAACAGAACUACAAAGUAAGUUAGAGUUGGAAGUGAAUGCCCUAGAAAAGGAAAAAACGGAAAAAUUGUCCCUCUGUGAGCAGCAGGAAAAAUAUGAAGCUGUUAUCCGCAAGCUUAAGGAAGAGAAUGAACUGUUAGUAUCUAACCAAGAACAAGACAGGCAGUUGCUCAUUCAGAAGCUCAGUUGUGAAAAAGAGGAUGCAGUACGAACUGCUUGUAAAGAGAUUGAGUUACAGAGGAAAGCUGCUGAAAAAGGGCUUUUGGAAAAAAUACAACAACUUGAGAUGCAAGUAACUCAGAGUCCUCCCACUGAAUCAUCUGCUGAAUCAAGUUUGGUUGCUGAACUUCAAGAGAAGCUUCAGGAAGAAAAAAUGAAGUUCUUGGAGCAACUUGAAGAACAAGAGAAAAGAAAGAAUGAAGAAAUGCAGAACAUCAGAACUUCACUUACUGCAGAACAGCAGACUAACUUUAACACUGUUCUGGCAAGAGAGAAAAUGAAAAAAGAAAAUAUAAUUAAUGAUCUUAGCGACAGAUUAAAAAUGCUUACACAACAGCAGGAAAAAGAUAAGGAUUUGAUAGAAACACUUUCUGAAGAUCGAGCUCGCUUACUUGAAGAGAAGAAGAAACUUGAAGAAGAAGUUAAUAAACUGAGAAGUAGUAAUUUUUCUCCAUCAACCUAUUCAGCAGCAGCUUCAGAAGUUUGUGGAGCCUGUGCAGCUGAUUUUCCCACUGACACAGAAAGAUUAGUUUCCGACAUUGCCGCUGAAGGGAGAAUGGACUCCACAAUGGAAACCAGUAUGAUGGCUGUGCAUGAGAAUGUUCAUAUGUCUGAAGAAAAACAGAGGAUAAUAUUGUUAGAAAGAACUUUGCAGUUAAAAGAAGAGGAAAAUAAGAGAUUAAAUCAGAGAUUGAUGUCCCAGAGCAUGUCAUCGGUAUCUUCAAGACAUUCUGAAAAAAUAGCAAUUAGAGAUUUUCAGGUUGGUGAUUUGGUUCUCAUUAUCUUGGAUGAAAGACAUGACAACUAUGUACUAUUUACUGUUAGUCCAACCUUGUAUUUCUUGCACUCGGAAUCUCUUGCUGCACUGGAUCUCAAACCAGGUGAGUGUGCUUCAGGUGCAUCUAGGAGACCUUGGGUGCUAGGAAAAGUGAUGGAAAAGGAGUACUGUCAGGCAAAAAAGGCACAAAACAGAUUUAAAGUUCCUUUGGGUACAAAAUUCUACAGAGUGAAAGCAGUACCAUGGAACAAGAAAGUAUAACACAAUAAAAUUUUAGUUCAUUCUGUCUCCAUUCUUUUUGACUUGUCCUUCAGUGCUCGUUCAUUGCUCCAAAUACCAGGCCAUCUUUUUAUACCGAGGUCAUGUGACAAGGGACGUCAUUGAUGUACUGCUUUUACUUUUUAACAGGUCACAUUUUAGAAACGAGGAUUUCAUCAAAAACUCUGGCCCUAACUGUUCCAAUUUUUUUACCCAGAUAACUUUAGGAGUGUGGACCAAAUGAGUUCAUUUUCUCAAAGGGCAACCACAUGAAACAUGGUUUGUUAGCCAUGUUAAUUGCCUGUUAAAUAUUCAUUAGCUUGUAUUUAGAUGUUAAAUGUUAGUUACCAUUAUUACCAGCAUAUGUCCUUUUGUGAAAUCAUUAUCAAAGUACUUGCACUCUUUAACAGAUUCUUUACAUGUGUAAAAUUCAUCAACUAUUUAAAGAGGAGUGUUCAUUGCAUGCAGAUAAUCAUAUAAUUUUUCUUCAACAUGUUUGCCUCAGUAGAUGAAUAAAAAUAACUACUGCAACUUGUUUCAUUACAUGAAAAUGCUCUUUAAUGUUAAAAAAACCCUUUGUCAUUUGAUAGACUGAUUUUGAAAAUCAGUCACAGUUAGAUCUGCAAUCUUCAAAAGCACUUUCGAUGGAUUGAUCACACAGAUUCUGAAGGGAAGACACCUGUGCAGUUUGUUCAAAGUGAAGCACUUGUUCUUCCCAACAAAGCAGAAAUCUUGUAUUAAUCUAUUUAGAAAAAUCAUAUUGAUGAAAUUGUAUUUCAUGGUUGAGUUUCAGGAAAAAACUCAUUGUACAUUAACCAUACAAGAGUCAUUUAAGUAACAAAUUAUUGUAAUUGUAAAAGACAUGUAGAAUUUUAAAACAAUAAAGAUUUGAAUCUGUAUGUGUUUGUAUUUGUGUGCCUUUUAAACACUAUCUAUAAUAUUUGUUUCAUGGUAAUCUGUUGCAGCGUGUCUCUGAUCCCUCCAGCGGUCUCAUUACGUAGCAAUACCUAAUUAUUAAUACUCAGUUAUUAAUACUCAGUGCCAUUCAGGAAUUACAAGAGUUACCCUGUAAUGAUAAAAAAGAAAUUAAGUGGAAAGGCAUUAAUUUUGUCAACAUGUUAAACAGAUAAAUGACACUUGAAAAUAAUUAUACUGGCUACAUCUUAAAAAUAUAGUCUUUCUUUUAUUUUUUUAAUAACAGUAUAAAAAUAUACUUAAAUAGGUAGCAAAUAGAAAGUAAGUCUAGGACUUAAUUCAUAGUUACUCAAUUGUGAUUUAUCUUCAGUGGGUGUGGAGUGGAGAAGAGAUAAGAAAUGGUCAGAUGAAAAUGUCAGUGCUCCUGCCCAUAUGGUGCAAAUUAUAUUCUCCUAGAGUAACCACUCCACUUGAAUACCCUGAAACUUCUGUAUGUGCUUUAUUUAAAAUUUUGUUUUGUAGUAAGUUUAAAUUCAGAUUUUUAUGACAUUCAUGGGCUUGUAAUUGUAUCACACCUUUUAUGAAAUAAAUCAAAGAAUACUCUCUCUGGAAAACAGAAUGUCAUUUUGUCAAGUUACAUUCUUAUCUAAUUGUUAAAUUUGCUAGUUGGUAUACUGAAUUUUUAGAACUAAUUAUUAAAUAAUGUGCCUUUUCUUUAAGAAUGAUAUUACCCUAGUUGAGUACUGCCCAGUGUCAAAUAUGUGAAUAACACAAAUCUAUGGAACAGGUUUAAACUAAAAGAAAAAGAAAUUGCAAUGCAAUAUUUUUAUCACUGUAUUUUUGAUCUUCAACUAAAUGGGAAUUUACUUUUGUGUGUGGUUUGGUGCUGUUUUGCUCCUUGAGUCCAGUGAGUCACAAGUGGCUUACGAAGGUGCAUGUGUAGAAUGAUUUGUGCUUUCUAAUAUACCAAGUGUUUAGAAGCCUUGAUGUCUUUGCCCCACUGACAAAACUUUCCCAGCCUCAGAUAAUCUCCCUACUGCUAUGAAUAUUACUUGUCCUUCUGGGACUAGUUAUCUCCCAGAAGCCACCAGGCUUAGCGAAGAGGAACACACUCCUUCCGUUUCUGGGAGGACAGUUAAUCCGUGAGUAGCAGCAGUGGAUCUGCGUAGCAACAUGCGAUCUAGCACUGCAACAUAAGACCCCACUCUUCUGUUAUUGGAGUUUACUUCAAAGAUAAGUAAAAGGACUCCCAGCAUUUUCUCCACAAAGGAUUCGUUUAUGAAGUUCUUUCAAAUCUGAUAAACCUCUGGAUUUGAUAAUGGCCCUACAUACUGUGCGCCUACAAGUAGCACUCCUUUUUGCGCAUAGAAAAAAUGUUUUUCCAAUACUCUAAUCUCAUUAAGUGCUGAGGCUUGUGUGUCUUGCUACUCUGUGUGGAUGACAUACCAUGAAGUUUGUUGAUGGCUCUGGGAUGGUGUCCUGAGCGCCUAAGUUGAGGUGAGUACAGAAUUCCAUGCUGGGAAUUAAAAAAAGCCCUAAAAAAUAUCUGAACUUUCUAGUUUAUUUAUUGUUGCCCGCAUUAAAAAAAAUACACACACACAUAUACGUGUGGAAAAGCUUAUGUGGACAGGAGCAGUGAUGAUUUAUGAUGCUGGGACAGUUGGCUUGAUUUCUAGCUUAGGAUGUAGAAAGGCAUGACUGACAUUUAUAUAACUCAAAACACUUUGAGAAAUAUAUAAAAGUGAACUUGUGAAGCACCUAAAUAAAUUGAUUAAAAUAAAGUACUGUAAUGCAAACUAUGAGGGAUGAAAAAGUCCUUCCCUGCUGAUAUCUGCCACUUAAAAGAAUACCAGGAUGUAUCUGUUAUUGUUACAUGACAUCAUAUUUUUAAAAUACAAACAACUAGCAAUGGCUUUAGUUUUUAUGAAUAUUUAUCAUGUGUUUCAUUUUAUCUUUAUGUAUAUUCAAAAUGAAAAUUCUGUCAAACAAACUCUGAACAUAUCCAGUAAUGAUUCUGAACAGUCAUUGAAAAAAAUGUAGUUUACAUAUUUUUGGUAUGUCACAGACUUACUAGUUCUUGAAACUAUGUUUGUUAUGCGCCACCUAUGUGUUUCAUCUUGCUCCAUAAUAAAACUUUGUAUAUAGCUAUAUAAUUUGGAUGAGGAGUGCGUAUUCAGAAGGGAUGAGGGGAAGAUGGAGGAUCAAUGUA
This is a messenger RNA of Cuculus canorus (common cuckoo), 8329 nucleotides long. It is a transcript of the gene RB1CC1, whose product is annotated as RB1 inducible coiled-coil 1. The record is from RefSeq and is a predicted model, not a curated record. The transcript is spliced from 25 exons. Gene Ontology annotation, biological process: positive regulation of protein phosphorylation; reticulophagy; glycophagy. Gene Ontology annotation, cellular component: phagophore assembly site membrane; Atg1/ULK1 kinase complex; extrinsic component of membrane. Bases 415 to 5208 code for a protein of 1597 amino acids. NCBI's taxonomy places the organism in Eukaryota, Metazoa, Chordata, Aves, Cuculiformes, Cuculidae. Gene Ontology annotation, molecular function: protein kinase binding; molecular adaptor activity.